Molecule: messenger RNA, 4184 nt
Organism: Boeremia exigua
Lineage: Eukaryota; Fungi; Ascomycota; Dothideomycetes; Pleosporales; Didymellaceae
Product: coatomer WD associated region-domain-containing protein
Exons: 8
Coding region: 352-4017 (1221 amino acids)
Biological process (GO): intra-Golgi vesicle-mediated transport; retrograde vesicle-mediated transport, Golgi to endoplasmic reticulum; intracellular protein transport
Cellular component (GO): COPI vesicle coat
Molecular function (GO): structural molecule activity; protein binding
Source: RefSeq, a predicted model, not a curated record
UAAAGCACGCGUCUUGAUGUCCACUAGCCCUGAAGUGAGUCCAGCCAACGGUGAUUCGCCUGUAGACGAGUUCAGUCUCAAGACGGCCGCGCACGUCACGUGUCGCAGCUCCCUGGUGGGGGCGGUCCUUGGUGUUGCGAGCUGGCCUGUGCACGCUUUGGUAUUCCGUUGCGUGGACAGAUUGAACCUCUGGCCAGAGCAGCUUGCGGCGGAGGCAGCAGAGCGUCACCCAUUCGCAACACCGUGUUUCAUUUUUGUUGAUUGCACGCUCUCCACCCCCACUACCGCCGUCUCUUGCAUUGAAGCCGCUCCGCGUGCCACUGAAGCUGCGGCUUCGCCCUAUAUUCCACCAUGGCGUCCUCCCCGAGCAUGUUGACCAAGUUCGAGUCCAAGUCCUCGCGGGCCAAGGGCAUCGCCUUCCACCCCAAGAGACCCUGGAUCCUAGUGUCGCUGCACUCCUCCACCAUCCAGCUAUGGGACUACCGCAUGGGCACCCUGAUCGACCGCUUCGAAGAGCACGACGGGCCGGUUCGCGGCGUUGACUUCCACAAGACGCAGCCAUUAUUCGUAUCUGGUGGUGAUGACUACAAGAUCAAGGUUUGGUCGUAUCAGACCAGACGGUGUCUGUUCACACUGAGCGGCCAUCUGGACUAUGUCCGAACCGUCUUCUUCCACCACGAGCUACCUUGGAUCAUCAGUAGUUCAGACGACCAGACCAUCCGCAUCUGGAACUGGCAGAACCGCUCUCUUAUCUGCACCAUGACUGGCCACAACCACUACACAAUGUGUGCGCAGUUCCACCCGAAGGACGACCUCGUCGUCUCCGCUUCGCUCGAUCAGUCUGUUCGCGUCUGGGAUAUCUCUGGGCUGAGGAAGAAGCACUCCGCGCCGACGUCCAUGAACUUCGAGGACCAGAUGGCUCGCUCGAACCAGAACCAGGCAGACAUGUUUGGAAACACGGAUGCAGUUGUCAAGUUUGUUCUUGAGGGCCACGACCGAGGUGUGAACUGGGUCGCCUUCCACCCUACACUGCCAUUGAUCGUUUCCGCUGGUGACGAUCGCCUUGUUAAACUGUGGAGGAUGUCGGAGACAAAGGCCUGGGAAGUCGACACUUGCAGAGGGCAUUUCCAGAACGCGUCAGCGUGUUUGUUCCACCCACACCAGGACCUGAUUCUGUCGGUGGGCGAGGACAAGACUAUCCGGGUAUGGGAUCUCAACAGGAGGACAUCCGUACAGUCUUUCAAGAGGGAGAACGACCGCUUCUGGGUUAUUGCAGCGCAUCCGGAAAUCAACCUUUUCGCUGCUGGUCACGACAACGGUGUCAUGGUCUUCAAGCUGGAGCGGGAGCGUCCUGCGUCUGCCGUCUACCAGAACAACCUCUUCUACAUCACCAAGGAGAAGCACGUCCGGUCGUACGACUUCCAGAAGAACCUCGAGUCUCCUUCCAUGCUUUCUUUGAAGAAGCUCGGUAGCCCGUGGACACCCCCACGGACUGUUUCGUACAACCCUGCUGAGCGCUCGAUUUUGGUCACCUCGCCUGCGGAUAGCGGCACAUAUGAGCUGAUCAGCCUCCCACGCGACGCAUCUGGAGCCGUGGAGCCAACCGAUACAAAGCGCGGUUCCGGAAACUCGGCCGUCUUUGUGGCGAGGAACAGGUUCGCGGUCUUCCACCAAGCUAAUCAGCAGAUCGACAUCAAGGACCUUACCAACUCGACCACAAAGACGAUCAAGCCUCCGCAUGGCACCACCGACAUCUACUUUGGCGGCACUGGCAACUUGCUCCUCAUCACACCUACCACGGUCAUAUUGUACGACAUUCAAGCGAAGAAGAACCUGGCAGAACUUGCCGUGGCUGGCGUCAAGUAUGUCGUCUGGUCUUCAGAUGGGCUUCACGUAGCUCUUCUAAGCAAGCACAAUGUCACCAUUGCCACCAAGAACCUCGACCAGGUCAGCACACUGCACGAGACCAUUCGAAUCAAGAGCGCUACCUGGGACGAUACCGGCGUCCUCCUGUACUCGACCUUGAACCACAUCAAGUACAGCUUGAUGAAUGGCGACAACGGUAUUGUUCGAACUUUGGAGCACACGGUUUACCUUGUAAGGGUCAAGGGCCGCAACAUCUACUGCCUGGACAGGGCCGCGAAGCCCAAGAUUCUUCAAAUCGAUCCCACCGAGUACCGUUUCAAGCUCGCUCUUGUCAAGCGCAACUACGAUGAAAUGCUUAACAUCAUCAAGACCUCCAGUCUUGUCGGUCAGAGCAUCAUCUCGUACCUGCAGAAGAAGGGUUACCCGGAGAUUGCGCUUCAGUUCGUCCAGGAUCCUCAAACACGAUUUGAACUGGCCAUCGAAUGUGGCAACCUGGAGGUCGCUGUAGAAAUGGCGAAACAGCUUGACCGCCCUAAGCUCUGGCAGCGACUUAGCACGGAGGCUCUCGCACAUGGUAACCAUCAAAUAGUCGAGAUGACUUACCAGAAGCUGCGGAACUUUGAUAAGCUGUCGUUCUUGUAUCUGUCGACAGGUGAUCAAGACAAGUUGAAGCGUAUGGCGAAGAUCGCCGAACACCGUGGUGAUAUGACCGCGCGCUUCCAGAACGCGCUCUAUCUGGGCGAUGUUCAGAACAGGAUUGAGAUGUUCCAGGAGAUUGACUUGUAUCCGUUGGCCUAUGCUACUGCAAAGGCUCACGGGCUUGAUGAGCAAGCGCAGUCGAUUCUCGAAGCAGCUGGCAUCACAGAAGACCAGAUCAGCGUACCAGCGAUAGGUACCCCUCUCGAGCCAUCAAGGCCGGUUGUUCCGACCUUCAAAGCGAACUGGCCCACACGCGCAGCAUCUUCGAGCGUCUUCGAGAAAGCCCUCGCGGGCGAGAUUGAGGGCGUUGGUGACGAGGAGCCAGCCGCCAACGGAUACGGUGACGAGGAUUUGCUCGGUGAUUCAGAACCCGCCGGUGCAAGUGCUGAGCUUGGUGGUGAUGAUGACGAUGAGGAUGUCGGCGGUUGGGACAUGGGAGAUGAUGGUGAUGCAGAGGCUGAAGACGACUUCGUCGAGGUUGAGGGUGCCGACACAGGGGCUGGCAGCAGUGAGGCUGACCUGUGGGCGCGCAACUCGCCGCUGCCAGCAGACCACGUUGCAGCGGGCUCUUUCGAGACUGCUAUGCAAUUGUUGAACAGGCAAGUCGGUGCUGUCAACUUUGCACCUCUGGAAGACCGCUUCCAGGAGAUUUACCAAGCGACACGAACCUUCCUUCCCGCUACACCAAACAUGCCCUCUCUGGUCAACUACGUACGGAGAACAGUCACCGAGACAGACUCACGAAAGAUCCUACCCAUCAUUCCGCGAGACCUUGAGUCCACACUCUCUGCCGACUUGGCUGCCGGCAAGCAAGCACUGCUCAAGAAUCAGCUUCCGGAUGGUGUCGCUGCUUUCAAGAGGUUACUGCACCUGAUGAUCGUCAAUGUCGUAGCAUCGCAAGCAGAGCUGACUGAGGCCAAGAAGGCCAUCCACACCGCAGCGCAAUACACUCUUGCUAUGUCUAUCGAGCUUGAGCGCCGCGCACUCACCAAGGGUGCCACCGACAUCUCAGCCCUUUCUGACGAGGACAAGAAACGUGCUCUGGAGCUGUCUGCCUACUUCACUGUGCCUGAGCUCGAGGGAGCUCACAGGUCUCUUCCUCUUUCCGCGGCCAUGAACUUUGCCCACAAGAACAAGCAGCUCAACACCGCGCUCAACUUCGCGAAUACUUUGCUUGACAGGACCAAUAACGCGAAGAUGAAGGAGUCUGCCAAGCGUGUAAAGACCGUUGCUGAGAGGAACCCCGCCGACGGCAUCGAAAUCGACUUCGACCAAUUUGCCGACCUUGAGAUCUGUGCUGCCAGCCACACGCCCAUUUACGGUGGCAGCCCCUCUGUUGCUUGUCCCUACGACGGCUCCAAGUACCACGGCAGAUACAAGGGGACUGUGUGCAAGAUUUGCGAGGUCUGCCAGAUUGGCGCCCCAGCGAGUGGCCUGAGGUUGGUCGGUUAGACAACGAUGGAUUUUGAGUCUUAGCAUUGCUUAUGGUUAGAGUUGCGAGUUGUGGCAGCAUUAUGAGGAUGAUAGAAGUAGUGAGCCUGGGCGCUCAACAACAAAAUGCGAAACGAUCUAAUGUUCAAGCUUGACCGCAUCCUUGAAUUGUGAGAGUAAAUGCUACG